AUGGAUAAAAAUGAGAAGAAAUUCGACGAAGUUAUCUCGAGAGAUAAUGCAAGAAAAUUCGGAUAUAAAUGGCUUUUGCUCUUACACCAGAAGACAGUCCACGAGGGACGCAAAGAUUACCCAUGUGACAAGUGCGAGCAGAAAUUUGGACGAAAAUCGACCUUGUUUUUGCACAGAGCAGUACACGAAGCAAAAGAUUUUGUUUGCGAUAAAUGCGAAAAGAAAUUUGGUCGUAAACGUAAUUUGCUCGUUCACCGAAGGAUAGUGCACGAUCGUCGUAAAAAUUUUGUUUGCGACAGGUGCGAAAAGAAAUUUGGCACGAAAUCGGAUUUGUUGAAGCACCAAAGAACGGUCCAUGAAAAUCGUAAGGAUUACCCAUGUGAUAAGUGCGAGAAGAAAUUUGGGGUUCAAAGCAAUUUAAGAAAACAUCAAAAAAUAGUCCACGAAGGUUGCAAAGAAUUUGAGUGUGACAAAUGCGAGCUCAAAUGUGGAAAUAGUUCAGAUUUCUUGAAGCACCAAAGGACAGUCCACGAAGGUCGCAAAGAUUUCGCAUGCGAUAACUGCGAGCGAAAAUUCGGAGGAAAA
Molecule: messenger RNA, 585 nt
Organism: Trichogramma pretiosum
Lineage: Eukaryota; Metazoa; Arthropoda; Insecta; Hymenoptera; Trichogrammatidae
Product: zinc finger protein 271-like
Exons: 2
Cellular component (GO): nucleus
Source: RefSeq, a predicted model, not a curated record